Etheostoma spectabile (orangethroat darter) is the source of this 4582-nucleotide messenger RNA. RefSeq names its product sperm antigen with calponin homology and coiled-coil domains 1 (gene specc1). NCBI's taxonomy places the organism in Eukaryota, Metazoa, Chordata, Actinopteri, Perciformes, Percidae. Bases 445 to 3330 code for a protein of 961 amino acids. The transcript has 14 exons. Gene Ontology annotation, molecular function: protein binding. The record is from RefSeq and is a predicted model, not a curated record.
AAGCCACUCCCCUUGUGAGCUGAUUCCAGUCAUCACAGCAAUAAUGAAGUGCACACGACGCUGCCUGCCUGCCAGUGUGACAUACUGUCACCGUACUAGAGGACACGCAUACUUGCACACAUUCAGGCACACACACACGCAGUCACUCACUGACAGGACACAAAGCCUGCCCCCUCACACAUGCACACACACAUUCACUCACUCACUCACUCACUCACUCAUACAUUCCUGGGAAGGAGUGGAGAAAAGAAGACCAGUAGGAGGGAAGAAUAAGAAGAAUUUUGUCUCUUAUGGUUUCCUCCUGUGAUUGACCGGUGCUGGUUGUGGGUGCUGAACAGAGACAACAACCCCGACACUCAAACACACACACCUCUCCCCCGCAGCCACGGAUUCUUGGAUUAGUCCGCCCCGGUGUGGAGAGUGGGAGUCGCGGAGCGGACCAACAUGGGGAACCAGGCGGGGAGACAGGAGGAAACAGAGUCAGGUGCACAAGCAGCCAAGAAGUCUGGUAUCCCAGCUCCUAGAGAAAUCUCUUCUACCAUUACAAGAGACCGCAUCUCACUGAGGGACCAGCUUAGGAGCUCUACUACUAAGAGGAUGGUUUCUAGUGCCAGCACUUCCAGCCUCUCCACUCUAGCAAAGCAGACACGUAGCGUAACCAAGUCCCGCGGAGAUGCAGAGGGCCAGGAAAAGGGGGUUCUGGAGUGCCAGGUUAAAGAGCUGCUGGCUGAGGCCAAAGCCAAAGACUUAGAGAUCAGCAAUCUCAGGAUGGAGUUGCAGCGCUGCAAAGGUAAAGCCUCCACUGCUUCCUCUUUACCAUCACCCAACACUGUCUCAUGGCAAGAGCCGGCUGCAGAUGGAGAGCAGGGACAGGUGGCAGAGGCCCUUGUGCUGGUCGGGGAGCUGAGGGAGAAGAACGGCAAGUUUCAGAGAGAGCUGGCAGCUCUUAGGGAAGAGAACCAGGCACUGAAGGAAAAGCUGCUUUGCUUGGAGGCCUCUCCUCUCUCCAGUUCAAACACAAGCAGCCCCUCCAAGCCUUUGGUGAAUGGUCUGACGCAACAGGACAGUGUCCCUUCUACUGCUAGACCUCUCAAAACCUCUGUCUCUUCCAGUUCUGACGUCACCAAGGACUCGCCAUCACCGGACUCCUCAGAGUUUGAGAAGAUCCCAUCGCGUUCGGAAUCCGAGAGCAGUGGCGUCAGCGGGGAAGCCGUAGUGGUGGGGACAAGAGGGCGGGAUGUGUCAGUGCAGAGCCUGACUGAACAGAUUCACAAGAUGGAAGAGAGCCACCACAGCACAGCCGAAGAGCUGCAGGCAACUCUGCAGGAGCUGGCCGACCAGCAGCAAGUCGUGCAGGAGCUGACAGCUGAGAACGAGCGUCUGGCCGAGGAGAAGCGUCUCCUGCAGACAUCGCUUCAGCAGCAGAGAGAGCGCCUGGAGGUGCAGGCCCAGAAGAACGAGGCGCUCUCUGGGCGACUUCACGAGCAAGCCCAGGCUCAAGCCCAGAGGGAGGAGGAGCUGAGCAGCCAAGGGCCUCGGCUGGCCGAGCUGGAGCAGAGGUACGCCGAGCUGGUUGAGAGCUCGCGCUUCGAACGAGAAAAGCUGGUGGACAUCCAGCAGCAGCUGACAGGCAGCCUGCGGGCAUUGGAGGAGGAGCACCAGGAGGCCCAGGGCCAGGCGCGCUCUCUUAGGGAGGAGAUGGACAGGCUGCAGGCCCAGCUGGACAGAGAACUGCAGGCCGGAGGUCAGGCAGCACAGGCCGCAGAGGAGCAGAGGGCAACAGCAGACUCUCUGCGACUGGAAAACAGUCGGCUGAAAGCGCAGGUGGACAUUGAGAGGCAAAAGGUGGGUGAGCUGAAGGCCAUGCAGAGUGCCAGUGACAGCACUGAGAUGCAGAACCUGCUGAAAACAGCCCACUCUGAGAAAGACAGGCUGGAGGUGGAGCUGACAGAGCUGAGGCAGGAGGUGCUACAGGCCCAAGCCGAGACUGAGCAUGUGCGGUCCACAAUGUCCAAGGUGGAGGCCAAAUGCCAGCAGGUUCAGGAGCGGGCCGAGAGGAGGGAGCAGGAGCUCAGCAGCCGGGUGACUUCCCUGGAGGAGGCUGGGAGCCACGCUGAGAACCAGGUCAAAGAACUGAAAGAGACCAUCUUUGAACUGGAGGACCAGGUGGAGCAGCAGAGGGCCGUCAACUGCCACACCAACCAAGCCGUCCUGGACAUGGAGAAUCUUGUCAAAAAGCUGGAGGAGCAGAAAAUUGAAGCAGACCGACAACUGAAAGUCUUGGGUAGACAGAUGAAGGAUGAAAAAGAAGAGUGGCGUCGGUUCCAGGCAGACCUCCAGACAGCAGUGGUGGUGGCCAACGACAUCAAGGUGGAGGCUCAGCAGGAGCUGCGUACACUCAGGAGGCAGCUGCAGGAGGAGCAAGAUCGCAGUGCAAAGCUUUCCUCAGACCUUGAAGCCCUACAGGGUGUCAGGUGCCAAGGUGAGGAGGUGAGGCUGUCCGACUCCGAAAACAACCGUCACUGGUGCGGCAUCUCCAUGAUCCCGACCACACCCACCGACGCCAGCGGAGAUGCCAACUCAGAGUCCGGGGCUACUGUCAAAUCCCUCAUUAAGUCCUUUGAUACUGUUGGACAGAAUGGACCGGGCCACACAGUUCAAAUGCAUUCCUCCCCGAGAAGCCCGCUGAGUGGGAUCCCUGUACGCACUGCACCUGCUGCUGCUGUCUCCCCCAUCCAGAGACACACACACAUAAAACCCCUAUCAAAGACAUUGGAAAAAAGGAUCAACCGUGGAGAAUUCUCUCAUCACCAUGAUGAGUUGUCCGGCUGCGGGGAAGACCUGAAACCCAACAGCCUAAUGAGGAAGAGCCCUUCGCUAGAGUCUGUAAUCAAACCCCCCGCCUCCCUCAACAGCCGCCCGGCAUCCUUCAGCUACAACCGAGGCAACAGCAAGCUUAGUGUGGAAAGAACGGACCCCUUGGCUGCACUGGCGCGGGAGUAUGGAGGAUCUAAGAGAAACGCUCUACUGAAGUGGUGCCAGAAGAAAACACAAGGCUAUCCGAAUAUUGACGUGACCAACUUCAGCAGCAGUUGGAGUGACGGCUUGGCUUUCUGUGCCCUCUUGCACACAUAUCUGCCGGCCCACAUCCCUUACCAGGAACUCAUCAGUCAAGAUAAGGUCCAGAAUCUGACCCUGGCUUUCCAGGCUGCCGAGAGCAUUGGGAUCAAACCCUCUCUGGACAUCGAAGAGCUGAUGAAGACGGACAGGCCGGACUGGCAGAGCGUCAUGCAGUACCUCGCUCAGAUCUACAAGUACUUUGAGACCUGACGGGUGGGGAAGUGGAGCUGGAGACACUGCAGCACUGUCCUGUCACUGUCAGCACGGCGGUACACUCUCCCUCCAGACAGACAGACAGACAGACGCUGCCACCUGAACCCUCAGUCACCAAGCUGCUGUUUUCUCCUUUUUUUAACCGGACGCUACAUUAGGCGCUGAGGCCCAGAUUAACAAAGACUUCUGCCGAGAAACCCGUUCCUUUGUUCCUUUGCAGAAGCUUAGUGUUUCUUGAGCGUCUGAUUCACAGACGAAUGAAAGCAGAUCGCACAUUGUGGUGCAGUUUAAGCCGUGUGGCAGUUGACAGCACAACUAAGAGGAUUAAAAACUGAUUUUAUUUGAUUUUUUUGUUGUAUUAAACACUCUGUAUUGUCUUUGAAAGAAAUGACAGAAAUACAUAACUUUUGUCACAAACUGGCUGUCAGUAGAAAAUAUAUUUUUUCAUUUGCUAUUUGUCAGUGUUUGUGACUCAAACGCUCUGCUUCUGGUCAUUUUUGUGCCAAACAUGUGCUAGGACUAUCUAUGCAUGGUGAAAGUGGAACCUGUGUGAGUGGGACAUCAUGAGGAAAGCCUUGGGAAACCUAACUUUUUUUUCAUUUUGUUUGGAUCAAUCACUGCGAGUUAUAUUUUGCAGAGCAGAGUACUGGAUUAUUUUGGACUGACAGGGUUGAGUUGAACUGAAGUCUCUAUAUUUUCACUUUUAAGGUGUGUUCUUAAAGAAUAGAAAACGGAUAAACCUUAGCUGCCAUCUGUGAUGUGACACUAAAAAUGAUCUAACCCUACGAGAGUUGCUAAAUAGUUUUGUAGAAAUAUUUUUUGAAAACAGAUUGAUCUCUAUGUGUGCAUUGUCUACAGUGUUAAGGAUUUUGCUGAAUCGAACCAUGACACUGUGUCUUCCUGUGUUCCGCGUUUCCAUCAAGAGUCCCUCGACAACUAUGGUACUGCAGCUGCUUUGCAAAAUAUAUAUGUAUAUACACAGUAUAUAUAAAUAUUUGGCAUGCCAUGUUAAUUUAUGAAGGAGAGAAUGACUUUUACAUGUAUAGUUGAGGCACUUUUACUUUUACUUUCUCUGUGUUAAGAUUUAAAUAAGCCUCCAUUUUGCAGUUGCCCUCAUGUUUUGGACAAUAGAAGUGUUAUUUAUUUAUUUACAAGACUUUCUGAAAAGUGAGAAUGUGGACAGGAGUGUGUGCAGUUUUCUAUGCACGGCUGUCAGAUCUGGAGGCCUGUUGGGUGGAUAUUGCUCAAU